UCGCUACCAGGAAGGGUAGAAAGGACUCGAUCGAUGCGUGACUCUGUCUGACGACGUACACCACGCAACAGAGACGGGUAGAGAGGAGAAGCAAGGGGGAACGAGAUGGAGGGAACACGAGGAGGAGACACGAAUCUCCCCUUGGUAGAGAAAACACAGUCGUUCGUAUUCCAUCCGUGCGAUCCUUCUUCUCUCUCUCUCCUCGUCUCAUUUCUCCUCAUUUUCGCGUGUUCGAACGAUAAUAAGAGAAUUUCACUCAACAAUCCUACGAUAUGAAAGAGAUUUACCUUGUGCAUCCUUUCUGAAUAAUUUUUUUUUAAUCAUCUGGACGAAAGAGAUUAGAUGUGGUAAGAUAGAGACUGUUUAAUUUCCUUCUUCUUCUUUUUUUUUCUAGAAAAUUUGUCUGGAUUUGGAUUUUUUAAAAUCCAAAGGAGGAGUGUCGAGAGAAUGUUAAUAUUGUUGUUGGAAAGAUAUUUUGAAACUGGAAUAAAAUGGAAUUUUAUUAUUGGGUCAAUCGAUGAUGAUGGAGAGGAGGAUGAUCGACCAGAGAUAACUAUUGGAUAAGAAUUACUGUUGUCAGCGAUCUUUGCCCACUCAACGCCAAUCUUAAUUUUCCUCGAGGAGCUCGAGUUUGAUUCCGAUUGAUGAUUCGCCGUAUUUUUUCUUGGGAAAUAAUAAAUAGGUCAGAACGAUACGUUUGGUUGGAUCAACGAGAAUGGAUUGCUUAAAUAACAGUGACAUCAUAGCAAUUAAAGUAGCAGAUAAAUCUUUCUCAGUGACGUACAAUUAGCAUCGUACGAAAAUUUAUAAUACAUCGUUACUUUUUCUUCCAUUCGAAAGCGAGAACAAUUUUUUUAUCGCUCCGUGAUAUCUCGAUGGAGAUAUUAACGUUUUCAAUAAUGGAUCUCAAUCAAAAUGCCUUGUUAAUCACCAAUUGAUUCAAAAUUCUCACAUUUUCUUGUUUCAAUUAAACCCUCGAUAAAUAUGGAUCAUUGGAAUCGAUGGAAUCGUACGGAAGAAGAAUCGCUGCUCGCGAAUCACGUUACGAAGGCAAAUCGAGAAAAUCAUCUCCGAUUAUUCCGCUAAAUGCUUUCCUCGGAGCGGUUUGAGAAUCGAGGUAAACGGAUGAGAAAACAGAAACCUUAGGAAAUAAGUAGGCGUCAAAUAACAGAGGUGAAGUACAAGACGAGUAAAACAGAUACACACAAGGUAAUCCACUGUUGGUUUCAAUCUCGAGGGAGCGAUCGAGAGGAGGAAAGUUGCGCUUCACGAUACUUAGUCGUUUUUCGACAAACCGCCGGCCGUAAAUUUUACCAACGUCCAGAUAAGCGGUGCAAAAGUCGGUUAGAAAGAAUAAUAAAUCAGGAGGAUCGUAUAAAUCGAUCUAGGUAAAAAGAAAAAUUUAUUCAACGAGAUAAAGUGGUUUUCGUAACCGCUGCAAAGGUUAUAAAGAUUCUUCUCUCGAGUUAAACGAAAGAGAAAAUGGAGAAAAAUGUACGAUUCGAUCUGUUUGCUUCCUGUUCCUCUUCUUCAAUCAUCUCGUUAUUUCAUUCCUUCACUCUCGAUCUCCUUCGAUUUCGCCAACCUAUAGAAUCGCGAUUCUCGAAAAACCCGCGAAAACGCAACCCCAAUGCCGGAAACGGGGCUAGAAGGCAUGGCGAUCGAUUAAACGUCGGCGCCUGCCAAACCUAUCCAAAACAUCCCUCGUUUCAAUCGUACCGAACUGAAUCCAUUCCGAAAAAAGACGCAACCUAAAUUCUUAAAAUCUCUCCCUCUCUCUCUCUCUCUCUCCCUCUCUAAAAAAAAUCAGCGUAUAACGAACCGAGAAAUCCGGAUGCAACCUAGGGAUAACAAAAACGAAACGACGAACGAAAGAUCGUCUAAAAUCUAAAGUGUCCACGUUGCGCAGAGGGAAACAGAGCGCGGGAUAGAGAGAGAGAGAGAGAGUGGGAGUUGCGAAGAGGGAGAAGAGAAAGGUAGGGGGGAUAGACGGAGUGAGAGAGAGAGAGAGAGAGAGAAAUGGAUGGAGAAGGUGGGCGAGAGAGGUAGGAGAGAGCGAAAGGAGAGCGAGGAACGAGGGUGUUGGUUGCGAGUCGAUAAACCACUGGAAACGCGAGCACCCUUGCGCACGGCUUCAACAUGGCGGUCGGUGAGUCCCAUUCCCUUUUUCCUCGGACGUUCUCGGCCAGGUAGAGAGCGAGGAGAAGCGGAGUCGGUGGUCGUCUUACAACCACGAUCGAUUCUUCGCCGCUAGUAGUAGUUUUUCUUUUCUUUUUUUUCCCCUUUUCUUUCUUCCUUCCUUCCUUCCUUCCUUCCUUCCUUUCUUUUCUUCCGCCUGCUUCCUCUCCUCCCCUCGUUCUCCUCUCGAGAAAAUGAUCUCGCGAGGCCGAUGAGCGUCGCGGCCACGCGGAUCGCGUGCUCGUGCGUGUUGCGGGUACGUGUGCUACGUGUGUGCGUGUCGUUGCUACUACACCCUAAGCGCGCGAGUGCAACGAGGAACAAUUUUCUUUUUUUUCGAACGUGAACGGAACGUAGAGAGAAAGGGAGAGGGAGAGGGAGAGGGAGAGGGAGAGAGAGAGGAGCAUCUCGAAUCGUGCGUGUGUGCGUUUUGGUUUCAGACGAGGAUCCGAUAUGCGGCUCAGGGAGGCUGUCGUCUCGAUACCGCUCCAUCCUGGGGGAUUGAACAACAAUCAGUUACGUAGGAGCGAGCAGAGCCAGCCGAUCACCGAGGAGAUCGCGAAUCGGAACGAGACCUCGGCCGCCGACUCGGUCGCGGCGAGUCGGAUCAACGCCGAUUUCGUGGCGGAGGUCGGCCAGGAUUUCCGCGUCGCCGAGGACACCAGCACGUGGUCCUCGAUCGCCAUCACCCGCGAGAAUGUCCAGAUCGAUACCUCGGCCAACGACGCCAACUUGAACAACAAUCUGACGGUACCCCGGAUACGCAGGAACAGUUCUGUGGAAAGUUUGGCCGAUUACGAAGGGCGUAACUCCUCUCACGAAGAUUCGUCCCACGAGUUGACACCGUCCGAGUGGUCCGACUGGUCCGAGGAGGGAAAUCUGCCCGCGGGUUGUCGCGGUAUCGUCAACCCUAAUUAUCCUGGCUUUCAACACUUGGCGCCUUCUCUUCUGUCGGACACAGAUCUGACCGAGGACGAGCACGAGAGCUGCGAUUACACCAGGCUGAACGACAUCGACGCGAGACCGGCAGAGAACGACAACGAGUACAACAACAACGUCGAGGAUAGCAUCAAUCAUUUGUGCGGGCAGAGGAACGAGAGGAAAAUAUUUUACGAGAAACCUAAAUUCAAUAUACAGACCGUAACGUCUUUAUACGAGUCGGUGGUGCCGCCAUCGGAGAAAUGCAUAAACUACGUGAAAAGCGUUGAGGAUUCGAGAACGGAGGAAAAGAUCGUGACGCCGAAAUCGGACAUCGUGAACGACGUGGUCGAGGCGGAGACGCAUCUCACCGUUCUAGAGCCGGAAGAGGGCCUCGCCGACACGGUCGCGGAGAACGCUGCGGAAUUGUCGGAGGCUGUGCUGGAAGAGAAGCAGGAACGGGAGAUCCCGGUCGAGGUCGAGAUCGUGGAAUUGACUACCAGCGUGAAAGAGACCCUCCAGUUUCCGGAAAUCGAGGAGAUACCGGACUCUGGGAAGACGAGCGAGGUCGGUGAGACGGAGGAUAUCGUGGUGGAGCACAUCGACCUGAUACGCGAGGCAAAGGAGUUGCCUCACCAGACCCGUUCCAAAAUAGGCAACCGUCAGACGGUCACGUCGACCGGCUCGGCCGACGACGACUCGGAGAGCAACACCGACACCGACAGUUACCCGGAGGAGCAGCCCACCUACACCAAGCUCGAGGAGAUCGAUCUCCUCUCGAGCAUCGGCCGUGAUAUCGGCCUCGAUCUCGAGAAGUACGUGCAACCGGUGCCGGACGUGGUCGCGAUGGAAGCUGUGGACCCGCUCCACGCCUCCUCCAGAUCCUCCUCCUCCUCCUCUAUGAUGAAGGACACCAUCGAGGACACGAACAAGCUGAUGGAUCGCGAUCUUCCCGAGGCCUCGAGCGCCGACACGAGGAAGAAGGAGAAGAUGGCCAGGAAUCAGGCGAAACGCAGACAGCAACAGCAACAGCAACAGCAACAGUUGCAGCAGUUGAGGGCGGCGAACGCUCAGAGGCGGCCCGACAAGAGGAGAGCCGACGCCGACAAUGGACCAGGCGGCUUCGAUGUCUACAAUAUCGAAACAGCGAUGCCGAAAAUCGAUCUGGACGCGAUCGAAUCUCAUUUAAGAGCUGCACGCGAAGAGGAACGACGGCGACGAAACGAUCGUGAAGAGAUACGAAGGAGGUUGGCCAUGGGUCCAGACGCCGAAGACUUGCGCGCUGAACGCGGAAGAAAGCCGAGCCUUCAGUCGCGGCUUCAGAGCGGGAUGAACCUUCAAAUCUGCUUCAUGAACGAAACACCCUCGGACACGGAAUCCCCGUGUUCGGAGACCGACUCGUCCCCAGGAUCCACGCCGACCUCGCUCAACUCGAAGCAACCGCAGAAACAGCAAACGCCGAUCAGACCUCAGGUGCUCAGCCUUCCACCUUUGAGGCUGGACACAGGCUCGAAUUCAGCCCCGAUCGACGAGGCCGAUUUCUUCGCCAGACAGGCGAGAUUGCAAACCGAGGCACGAAUGGCCUUGGCUCAGGCCAAAGAAAUGGCCCACAUGCAGAUGGAAGUGGAGAGGCAAAGGCUGAAACAGAGUCCCAUCACCGAGAUGGUGCGAUCCAGCCUCGAAAAAGUUGGCGUUCAGCUCGGCGAGGAUAGGCGCAGAUUGUCACGAGUACUUUUAACGGAGCUAAACGUCGCCCAGCUUCAAGUGGUGGCGAACGACUUGCACGCGAGAAUCGCAGCUCUGAACGAGGCGCUCGUCGAGGGACUUUUGAGAAGGGACGAUUUGCACAUGGAACAAGAUUCGAUGCUCGUCGACGUCGAAGAUCUCACCAGAUAUCUCUUCUGCUGCGUUCACAUGCACAGAGGUGCCAAGCAGGAGUCGUUGAAGAAGAAGCAGAGCGCGAGGGAGCAGCAGCAGCAGCAGCAGCAGCAGUGCACAGGGAGCAGAAGUCAUCAGCAGGCCAACUCGGGUCAGAACAAAUCGUCGAUCAAGCCAAAGCUGACGCACCGUGGCCUGGUCUCGUUGGUGAGGAAAUAAUGCCUCGCCACGAGACUGCGUGGUCUCGUCGGAAAUUAAGCGGGAAGGUAGCGAACAGCACCGAGAGGACGCGAGCAAGUAUAUAUAUUACUUAAGAUCUGCUCGAUUCGAUCUGCCGAACUCUCGCCCCGUGGUCGAGGAAUGUCAGAUUUAUUCGGUCGAAUUCGAGUUGAACAAUUCGGUUCCGGUAUUCUGGGACCCCCUCCCUCUCGAGAGGAAGGGAACGAGAUUUAUUCGGACGAAAAGAGAUUAUUAUUCCAAAGGAAAUGCAAAUAUCUUGCAAAUCUUUCGAGCCAACGGUAAGAGAAAAUCGAGUAAUCUUCGUCUUGUCUUCGCGUGGGAAAAAAGAAAAGGGAAAAAAAAAAAAAAAAAAUGGAGCAAUAUUCCGCCUCUACUACGGAGCAGAUACAAUCGUUUUUUCUCCCCCACUUUUAGACGGGGGGUUCAAAAAUAUACAUACAUAACGUACACGCAGCGAAGAAUCCUCUUUCUUCCUGCUCGGUUGUUCGACAGGGAAGAAGGGGAUCUUUUUCCAAAAGUUUUUACAGCUUCGUCGUUAUCAAGAUGGAAAGUAGAGUAAUAAUAACGUAAGCGUACGUGUGCUCACGUUCAUGUGUAUUAGGACAUGCGUAUUGGUUGUGGAGGAUGAGACAAAUCGAUGGGAUUAUUAUUAAGGAAUUAUCGAAAGGUUUUGAGAUUAUCAUCACCCGUUCAAAAAGUCGGAUAUUAUAAAAGAUUCGUAUACGUUCUGAAAUUUCUUCUUAUCUAUAUAUAUAUAUAUAUAUAUAUCUAUAGUUUCGCCUUUUUUACUGAGCUGUCUUGUAAAUAAUUUUUACCAACUUCUAUCUAUUUAAGAUCAUUGUCUUGCAUGAAUGUAAAAUUCUAAGAUCUAUUUGUACGAGAGUAAGACUUAGUGUCUUAAUACUUAUGAACGAGAGUAUACGUGUAUAUAAUAUUGAGCUGUUCAAGAAGUUCGCGGUACAAUUCUUCUUUUUUUUUUUUUUCUUCUAAUUCCAAACAAUUGGCACAAAUUCUAGAAUAUUUACUCUUUAAUAAAAAUUUAAUUAUUCGCCUAAAUUCAGUUGUUCCACGAGCUCGUGGACAAAUUCCAUUCUCUUCUUAAUCGAAUACACGGCAUAACUUUUUUAGUACAAAUCGUUAAAAACGUUCUUACGAACAUUCUUGAACAAAUCGAUACAUAGCCGAACAAAGUAGCAACAAGCAACAAGUACCCUUACUCGCCCUCCGAUAUUAGAUCCGAUGGGGACGAGUGAUGCGACAAUAUCAUAGCAACAAUCAUUUCGCAACGAUAACGUUAUCCAAUUCAGUAACUUUCCAAUAGAAUCCGGAUUAUCAAUCUGUGUGAAUCGUAAAAUAUUCUCCAAUAAAUCAAUUAUUCUUGAUCGUUACUCCCUAUAGAAAACUUUAGUUUCCAAUAUACCAAGUUAUUAAUAAUCAUUUUCUAAUUGUAAUAAAUAAAUAAAAUAACAAAAAUAAAAAAUAACAAUCUAAUAAGGAAGAGAUUCUAAUGACUUAGAGGAUGAGAAAAUCUUUUCAUUGAUUUUCGACAAUUGAAUAAUUUCAAUUAGAAACGCCAUCAUUGCUCGCCAUCGUCGGAUCUUGACAAUCCCGAUCGAGACGAGAUGCGAUCGAUUCGUCUUGUUGUCUAUGUAGCCGAUAACUCCCCCCUCCCCCCCCUCCCUCCCCCCCCUCCCUCCCUCCUCCCCCCUUCCGCUCUGAUUAAAUCUUGCGGCCAUGCAUGCAUGUGUUCCCCCGAGUGUAUCGCCUUUAUAUGAUAGCAUUGUAAACGGUAGGCCAGAUCUCUUCUCUAUGUUGUAAAUAAACGAAGCGGAUCAGCAGCGGAAAGACUCGCGAGAGAUUCGCGAGUCUUCAAACUGCACGCGUUCUUCCGUCGCCAAGCAUACGCAAAAAAUGGUUCUUUGUUCUCUCCACAGUCGAUGAUGUCUCUCUUUCUCUCUCUUUCGACGUCUUCUGAUCCUGAAAACAAAUCGAUCGCUCUAAUAAUUCUUUAUAACCACGAUAUUUUGACGACGAUAUAACGAAACGAGAUCGUUAACAGUGAUUGUGAUCUUCGAUCUCUGAAUUUCAUAAAAACGUGAUACGAUUGAAAGAAAAAUCAUUAUUCAAUUGAAAUAUUUAUAUAUAUAUAUAUAUAUAUAUAUAUAUAUAUAUACUGUUAAAUGAAAGAGAUAUUGGAAAGAGAUUUGAAUCGCAUGGAAAAAAUGAUGUACAUAUAAAAAUUUUGAAGAUGAAAACAUAUGAAUAUAGACAGGGCGUUAUAAAGGAUUAACGAAUAAUCGAUUCGUACCUGAUGGAACGAACAGGAAUCACGAUGGAACGACGUCGAUGCGUGUGAUUUUUUUUCAAGUUGAUUGGAUCCUUGCCUUGGAUAUACAAUCGAUUCACCGAAAUCCUGUUGAAAAAAAGAAAAUCUCCUCCCUUUCGUGCUUGAUUGGAUUUCGUCCCGUUUCAAUCCGUGCAUCGAUACAAAAUAGAAUGAAAAAUCGAUGGAGGGAAGAAAGGAAGAGAAAAAUUGAUAAUAAAAAGUUCAAAAGUUCUUUUGGAGAUCGUGGCGCGUUUCGGUGAGCUCGUUGUAUCGAAGAGGAAGAUUAUUCUUCUUUUUGAACUGUGCCGGUUACGAUGAAACAGAGAAGAACACAAUUGUAAAGUUCAAUUUUAUUUAUAUUAUCCAUAUAGUCAAUCCAUGAUCUUUUUUUUUUUUAUUUCUUUUAAAAAAGAGAAACGUUAAUGAAACGUAAUGUGUAAUAUCGUAAAUUUAUUAUUUCGUAAGUAAAAAAAAAAAAAAAAAAAAAAAA
Messenger RNA from Apis laboriosa (Himalayan honeybee), 8030 nucleotides. RefSeq lists its product as uncharacterized. NCBI's taxonomy places the organism in Eukaryota, Metazoa, Arthropoda, Insecta, Hymenoptera, Apidae. The record is from RefSeq and is a predicted model, not a curated record. Bases 2632 to 5193 code for a protein of 853 amino acids. Gene Ontology annotation, biological process: positive regulation of hippo signaling. The transcript has 10 exons. Gene Ontology annotation, cellular component: cell junction; plasma membrane.